AUGCAGCCCAUCACAAUUGUGACGAUUUUGGUGAUUCUCUGGAACUCCGGCGUAACACUGGGUAUCACCGGUGAUUGUUCCAACUGCGAUUCCACCAAUGGACAGUAUGCUUGUAUUAACGAGACGGCAUAUGGAAUGUGCUUCAAUCUGGGAAGCGUUGAUGAAAAUACUGUCCAAAAUUGUCGAGAUGGGUACUAUUGCGUUAUCCAAGGAUUCUGUGCAUUAAUGGAUUCAGCUGAGCCCUCUUGUGUCCCUGAUGAUUCAACUACCACCACCGAUUUAACAACAGAAUCCACCACUUUAACAACGGACUUAGUCACAGAUUCUUCAACUUUGCCUCCAACAACGACAACUACAGAAGAUUCCACCGUCACGGAUUCAUCAACGGAAUCUUCAACCACUACAAUAGAUACUACCACAACAGAAUCUACUACCACCGAAUCUUCGACCGAAUCUUCUACCACCGAGACUGAUUCUUCGACAGUUUCUACUACCACAGAAUCGUCGUCGGAAUCAACAACCACAGAUUCUCCGACAGAGUCUACCACCACAGAUUCUUCAACAGUUUCUACUACCGAGGAAUCUUCGACCGAUUCUUCUACAACUACUAUAGAAUCUACGACAGAAAUAAUCACAGUAUCUACACCCGAUUCAACAACUGUCCCCUCAACGGUACUACCAGAUUCUUCAUCUACAGACUCGACCACCGAGUCUACUGUACCUUCUACGGCAUUACCAGAUUCUUCAACUGAUUCGUCCACAACAGAAUCUUCAACCGAUUCUCCCACAACAGAAUCUUCUACCGAAAGUAGCACAGAAUCCAGUACUUCAACGGCAAGUCCAAACACUACCAGCCCCGUUAGUACCGCAACUACCGAUUCUACCGAAACGGACCCUGAAGAAUACUGCUCAAAUCUACGACGAAAAGGAUACUUUCGAGUUGAAACUGACACAACAUGCAAAGAGUACGUUUACUGCUAUAAGCUGGGUCAAGACUAUCUAGGAUGGCUCUACUAUUGCAAUACCGGUCAAUAUUACAAUUCGGAAACAGGAUCAUGCCAAUCAGAACGACCUUCCAAUUGUUGA
This is a messenger RNA of Drosophila bipectinata, 1086 nucleotides long. RefSeq lists its product as uncharacterized. The record is from RefSeq and is a predicted model, not a curated record. Gene Ontology annotation, cellular component: extracellular region. Gene Ontology annotation, molecular function: chitin binding. NCBI's taxonomy places the organism in Eukaryota, Metazoa, Arthropoda, Insecta, Diptera, Drosophilidae.